CAGUGGUUCCCAACUUGGUGUCCAAGCCAAUAUCACUUUAUAUUCACAAAAAAGUUAGAAACUUGGAUGAGUAGUCUGCUUUUUCGCUGCUUCUAAUCUCUCGUGUGUCAAUCGGAGCUCACUCACUCUCGAUCGGUGAUUGAAAUCGACAACUAUCCAUGUCUCGGAGGUACGAUAGCCGAACGACGAUCUUCUCCCCAGAAGGUCGUCUCUACCAGGUUGAGUAUGCAAUGGAAGCCAUUGGAAACGCAGGGACUGCAAUUGGGAUAUUGUCGAAAGACGGGGUUGUCUUGGUUGGUGAAAAGAAAGUCACUUCUAAACUCCUUCAGACCUCAACAUCAACCGAGAAGAUGUACAAGAUUGAUGACCAUGUAGCAUGUGCUGUGGCAGGAAUUAUGUCUGAUGCCAACAUUCUUAUUAACACAGCCAGGGUCCAAGCUCAGCGCUAUACUUACGCUUACCAAGAACCAAUGCCUGUUGAACAGCUAGUUCAAUCUCUAUGUGACACCAAGCAAGGCUACACACAAUUUGGUGGGCUUCGCCCCUUUGGUGUUUCUUUUCUGUUUGCAGGCUGGGAUAAAAAUUUUGGCUUCCAGCUUUACAUGAGUGAUCCAAGUGGAAAUUAUGGUGGUUGGAAGGCUGCAGCAGUUGGAGGAAAUAACCAGGCAGCACAAUCAAUGCUUAAGCAGGACUACAAGGAUGACAUAACAAGGGAAGAUGCAGUGCAGCUUGCACUGAAAGUGCUCAGUAGGACCAUGGACAGCACUAAUCUUACAUCAGAUAAGCUUGAACUUGCCGAAAUAUACCUCUCUGCCGGGAAAGUAAAGUACCAGGUGCACUCGCCUGAGUUCCUGAGUAAGUUGCUAGUGAAGUUUGGAUUGAGCCAACCUCCUGCCGAGGAUGCUUAGGUGACUGUAUUUUGAUUGAGAUUUGAGUUUCAGUAUUUAUAUGUCUUUUAAUGAAAUCCUUAUCUUUGAAAUACUUGCUUUAUGUUGAAAUAUAUGUCUUGUUAAUGAAAUGGAUCUCAGUUUUAUAA
Cornus florida is the source of this 1036-nucleotide messenger RNA. RefSeq names its product proteasome subunit alpha type-4-like. Gene Ontology annotation, biological process: ubiquitin-dependent protein catabolic process. The transcript is spliced from 2 exons. NCBI's taxonomy places the organism in Eukaryota, Viridiplantae, Streptophyta, Magnoliopsida, Cornales, Cornaceae. Gene Ontology annotation, cellular component: cytosol; proteasome core complex, alpha-subunit complex; nucleus. The record is from RefSeq and is a predicted model, not a curated record. The coding region runs from base 159 to 908 and encodes 249 amino acids.